AUCAUCCGUGUCCAGAGAGGAAUUUCAGCAGAAAACAGCUGGCAGAUCGUGAGGCGAUACAGUGACUUUGACUUGCUUAAUAAUAGCUUGCAGAUCUCAACUCUAAGUCUACCUCUUCCUCCAAAAAAAUUGAUUGGAAAUAUGGAACGUGAAUUCAUAGCUGAAAGACAGAAGGGACUCCAGGCCUAUCUCGAUGUAAUUACUACCCAUCACAUACUGUCCAACUGUGAAGUGGUAAAGAAGUUCUUGGACCCAAACAGCUAUUCUGUAAACUACACUGAAAUUGCCUUACAGCAUGUCUCAAUGUUCUUCAGAUCAGAACCAAAGUGGGAAGUGGUAGAACCAUUAAAAGACAUAGGCUGGCGAAUACGUAAGAAGUAUUUCUUAAUGAAGAUUAAGAAUCAACCAAAGGAACGGCUAGUGUUAAGCUGGGCUGAUCUUGGCCCUGAUAAAUACUUAUCUGACAAAGACUUACAGUAUGCUGUGAAACUACUUUCUUCCUGUUCUCAUCCCUAUAUUUACAAAAUUACUUUUGCCAUUGCCAAUGAAUCUUCAGCGCUGGUUAUUAGACCAUUCAGUGAAAAAGGGACACUAAAGGACCUUAUUUAUAAGGCAAAGCCAAAAGACCCAUUCCUGAAGAAGUAUUGCAAUCCUAAAAAAAUUCAAGGUCUUGAACUUCAGCAAAUAAAAACAUAUGGAAGGCAAAUCCUAGAGGUAUUAAAAUUCUUGCAUGAGAAGGGAUUUCCUUAUGGCCAUCUUCACUCUGCCAAUGUGAUGUUGGAUGGGGAUACCUGCAAAUUACUGGAUCUAGAAAAUUCCUUGUUGGGACUUCCAUCAUUUUAUCGAUCGUACUUUUCACAGUUUCGGAAAAUUAAUACUUUAGAAGGUGUUGAUGUACAUUGCUUUGGACACUUACUGUAUGAAAUGACAUAUGGAAGACCCCCAGAUACAAUUCCAGUAGAGAGCUUCCCUCCUGCACCAUCAGUGUUUGUUGUGUCUGUGUUGGAAUCCAUUCUGACCUGUGAAGCUAUGAAGAAUGGCAUGCCAACUGUCUCACGGCUCUUACAGAUGCCAUUAUUCAGUGAUGUCCUGCUAACAAACUCCGAGAAACCGCAGUUUAAGAUCCCUACUAAGCUAAAAGAAGCAUUGAAAACCUCCAAGGAAUGCAUAGAAAAGCGACUAACAGAAGAACAGAAAUUGAUUCACCAGCACAGAAGGCUGACAAGAGCUCAAUCUCAUCAUGGCUCUGAAGAAGAAAAGAAGAAAAGGAAGAUCUUAGCACGAAAAAAGUCAAAACGCUCUGCCUAUGAAAGUGGGGAAGAACACUCAGCAAAAUACAGCAACUCAAAUAACUCAGCAGGCUCUGGGGCGAGUUCCCCAUUAACAUCUCCAUCAUCCCCCACUCCGCCCUCUACAGCAGGAGCAUCGUCGAUACCCCCAGCACCGCCUCCGCCGCCCCUGCCACCAGCAGCUCCUCCUCCUCCGAGUACAGAGGUGCCAACACAGCCAAGCCCACGGCCUGAUGUCAGCACAAGCCGAGGAGCCUUACUCAGCUCCAUUCAGAACUUUCAGAAAGGAACUCUGAAGAAAACACAGACCUGUGACUACAGUGCUCCCAGGAUCAGCUGAGGCCGCUGGGCACACCGGGAUUGAAUUCCCUCUCCCCCUCCUGUGCUGUCUUGGAACAAGACCCUCCUGACCAGCAACUGAUCCACCAGCACCUUGUCACGCUGGAGCUCCAUUUAUUCUGUUUCAGCUUUCUUUGAGUAGCAGCACUGCCCUGGCUGAAUUGUGUUGCCACGCUGCGAUAAGUAGUCUCCAGUCUUCACUUGGUUCCAAGAACAUUACUGUCUAGCUACAGUUUCAGGGGUACAGCAACUUCUAUACAGCUGAAUAAAAAUCUGAGAAUAGGAAUUGCCAUGAUCAUGGUGAAUUAAUGCAUAUUUUUCCUAGCUCUGUUCCGCUCCUUUUUCCAAAUUACAGGUCUGUAGUUUUAGCCUGCUCAGUUUUUCAGCUCUUUUCAUGCACUUGUAACUCAUCUUAAUUCUUGCUGCCUUGAAUCAGCAAGUUUUGUUUUAGGUAAUCCACCCCCCCCAUCCUUAAAUCGUACUGCACAGGUGAGGGAACUGGAGAAUUAAAUCUUAUUCCCACCCUAGUUGCUGGUGGAGUAAAAAUGCUGUCUCAUUAAACUUGUUUAAACGGCCAUCCUCCCUGUAACUCUAAGGGGAAGUGUUUUUAAAUGAGGAAAUGAGUUGAAUGGGGAGUUAAUAGGGCACUGGGAUAUUAUUCUUGAUUUAGGUAAAUGCAAAGUUACUUCCAAAUUAAUUCUACAGCUUAAACUUUAUUGAAAGAACCUUUUUUUGAUUUAAAACCUUAAACAAAUUGCACUUUAAAGGAUUAUAGAUAAUCCAUUUUUUUAAAUUCAAGUACAUCCGUGUUUGUUACUAUGCAGAGAAUGUCUGUACAAAGUUUCAUGUAACCUGUGAUAUCCAGUCAUUUUUAUUAAAAUGUUAAUGGAA
Nestor notabilis (Kea) is the source of this 2519-nucleotide messenger RNA. RefSeq names its product PX domain containing serine/threonine kinase (gene PXK). Gene Ontology annotation, cellular component: early endosome; late endosome; extrinsic component of endosome membrane. The record is from RefSeq and is a predicted model, not a curated record. Lineage: Eukaryota; Metazoa; Chordata; Aves; Psittaciformes; Psittacidae. Gene Ontology annotation, molecular function: actin binding; phosphatidylinositol binding; protein kinase activity. Bases 142 to 1629 code for a protein of 495 amino acids. Gene Ontology annotation, biological process: early endosome to late endosome transport; protein targeting to lysosome; protein phosphorylation. The transcript has 17 exons.